This is a messenger RNA of Cyprinodon tularosa, 730 nucleotides long. Its product is annotated as histone H1-like. The transcript has a single exon. The coding region runs from base 60 to 677 and encodes 205 amino acids. Gene Ontology annotation, cellular component: nucleosome. The record is from RefSeq and is a predicted model, not a curated record. Gene Ontology annotation, biological process: nucleosome assembly. NCBI's taxonomy places the organism in Eukaryota, Metazoa, Chordata, Actinopteri, Cyprinodontiformes, Cyprinodontidae. Gene Ontology annotation, molecular function: structural constituent of chromatin; DNA binding.
GAUUUCUCAUUCACCAUCUGAUUGAGGUCGAAGAGCAAACAGACAGAAACAAGAAGAAAAUGGCAGAAGUGGCUCCAGCUCCCGCCGCGACUCCGGCCAAAGCGGCCAAGAAGAAGGCGUCCAAGCCGAAGAAGAGCGGCCCCAGCGUCAGCGAGCUGAUCGUCAAGGCCGUGGCCGCCUCUAAGGAGCGGAACGGCGUGUCUGCUGCCGCCCUGAAGAAGACUCUGGCUGCCGGAGGAUACGAUGUGGAUAAGAACAAAGCCCGCGUUAAGAUUGCCAUCAGAAGCCUGGUCACCAAAGGCACCCUGCUCCAAACUAAGGGAACCGGAGCCUCUGGCUCCUUCAAGAUGAGCAAGAAGGUGGAGAGCAAGGCCAAGAAGCCCGCUAAGAAAGCAGCCGCUCCUAAAGCCAAGAAGCCCGCUGCCGCCGCUAAGAAGCCCGCCGCAGCGGCCAAGAAGCCCAAGAAAGCGGCAGCAGCUAAGAAGCCUGCAGCCGCCAACAAGUCCCCUAAGAAGGCCAAGAAGCCUGCAGCGCUCAAGAAGGCAGCCAAGAGCCCCAAGAAGGCAGCAAAGAGCCCCAAGAAGGUCACCAAGAAGGCUCCUGCAGCCAAAAAGUCUCCCGCUAAGAAGGCAGCCAAGCCUAAAGUCAAGAAGGCAGCAGCAGCCAAGAAGAAGUGAGCUCCAUCCUGCACACAUCAACAGCCCCACAAAGGCUCUUUUAAGAGCCAACA